This is a messenger RNA of Olea europaea var. sylvestris, 1164 nucleotides long. Its product is annotated as beta-glucosidase-like. The record is from RefSeq and is a predicted model, not a curated record. Gene Ontology annotation, molecular function: beta-glucosidase activity. Gene Ontology annotation, biological process: carbohydrate metabolic process. The coding region runs from base 1 to 1164 and encodes 387 amino acids. The transcript is spliced from 9 exons. NCBI's taxonomy places the organism in Eukaryota, Viridiplantae, Streptophyta, Magnoliopsida, Lamiales, Oleaceae.
AUGGAUAUGCUUGGUCUACCCAAUCAAGAUAUGGCUUUAUGCAUUAAGCCUUUUGUGACUCUCUUCCACUGGGAUGUUCCUCAAUGUUUGGAGGAAGAGUAUGAUGGCUUCCUAAGUGAUAAAAUUGUGAAACAUUUUUGUGAAUUUGCUGAGGUUUGCUUCUGGAAUUUCGGCGAUCAGAUGAAACACUGGAUCACUCUUAAUGAGCCAUGGUCCUUUGCUUCUCAAGGAUAUGCAACUGGAAAUUUCCCACCAUGUCGGGGUGCAACAACAACAAACUCAUCAGAGACUACUAAAAAGAGUAUGACUGCUGAGAAGAGCAUACCUAUUUUGAAUACUAUCCUUCCUCAUAGAACAACAUUUUCCACCAAAAAUCAUUCGACCAAGGGAGAUCCAGGCACAGAACCAUAUAAAGUUGCGCACAAUUUGAUCCUUUCUCAUGCACAUGCGGUUAGGUUAUACAAGCAAAAAUAUAAGGUACCUCAAAAAGGUGAGAUAGGGAUGGCGAAUGUCGCGAUUUGGUAUGAGCCUCUCAGAUUUCCAGAAGAUGUGGAGGCUUCUUCAAGGGCACUCGAUUUUAAUUUGGGAUGGUUUGUAGAGCCAUUGGUAACUGGUCAGUACCCAAAAACUAUGAAGCAGUAUGUAGGAGAACAUCUUCCAAAAUUCCCCGCACAAGAAGAGAAGUUGGUUAAAGGAUCUUAUGACUUUUUAGGCAUAAACUAUUACACGUCUUGUUAUGCGACUGAUCUGCAAGCAUUAUUACUCCACCACUAUUCUAACUCGCAUACUUUGGUAGAUGAAAAAGAGUCCAAGCCAAUCGGUGAUCUGAGUCCUGGGGCGACCGAAAAGAAUGAUACUUCCAUUUCGAUCACAGAUUCCCUCUCUGAUUAUAUAAGAUCUAACUAUCAGAGGGACCAUCUAAACAACAUUAAGAGGGCAAUGAAUGAUGGUGUAAAGGUGAAGGGUUAUUUUAUAUGGUCACUGUUAGACAACUUUGAAUGGGCAUCUGGAUACAAUGUCAGAUUUGGCAUUUUUUAUGUGGAUUUCAUGAAUGGAAAUUUAACAAGAUUCCCGAAAAAUUCAGCUUUAUGUUGGAAGAAUUUCCUUGCCAAUAACCCAGAUCCAUGGAUCCAACCAGAUGAAGAAACUGAAAAAAACUACUGA